AUGCAGGAAGGUGCCAAUGUGGAUUGGAGUAAAAUAGUGACCGACACUUACGAGUUAGCUGAAGAGUGCCUGAAAACAAACUACUAUGGCGCCAAGGGAAUGAUUGAAGCACUUCUUCCAAUCCUCCAGUUGUCCAAUUCACCAAGGAUUGUUAAUGUUUCCUCUUCCAUGGGACGCUUAAAGCAUAUACCAAAUGAAUGGGCUAAAGAAGUGUUAGGUAGUGCUGAAAGCCUUACAGAAGAAAGAGUUGAUGAGGUAUUGAAUGAACAUCUGAAAGAUUUUAAAGAGGGUUCCUUGGAAACCAAAGGCUGGCCUAGAUAUUCGUCUGCCUAUAUAAUUUCAAAAGCAGCUAUGAAUGCCUACACAAGGAUUGUGGCCAAAAAGUUCCCAUCUUUCCAAGUCAAUUGCGUCUGCCCUGGCUAUGUCAAGACAGAUAUAAACUACAACAAUGGCUACUUGACAACUGAUGAAGGUGCUGAAAGUGUUGUAAAGUUAGCGCUCCUGCCCAACGAUGGUCCUUCUGGCCUCUUCUUUUUUCGGAAUGAAGUGACAACUUUUAAUUCUAUGCAGGUCAACAACGCUGGGAUCUAUGGAACUAUAUUAGAUGGAGAUGCUUUAGCCGCUUCAGGUCUUGGUAAGGAUGAGGAAGGUGCCAAUGUAGAUGUAGAUUGGAGUAAAAUAUUGACCGACACUUACGAGUUAGCUGAAGAGUGCCUGAAAAUAAACUACAAUGGUGCCAAAGGAAUGAUUGAAGCACUUCUUCCAAUCCUCCAGUUGUCCAAUUCACCAAGGAUUGUUAAUGUUUCCUCUUCCCUUGGGCACUUAAAGGAAAUACCAAGUGAAUGGGCUAAAGAAGUGUUAGCUAAUGCUGAAAGCCUAACAGAAGAAAGAGUAGAUGAGGUAUUGAAUGAAUAUCUAAAAGAUUUUAAAGAGGGUUCCUUGGAAACCAAAGGCUGGCCAAGAUAUUCGUCUGCCUAUGUGCUUUCAAAAGCAACUCUCAAUGCCUGCACAAGGAUUGUGGCUAAAAAGUUCCCGUCUUUCCGAGUCAAUUGCGUCUGCCCUGGCUAUGUCAAGUCAGAUUUCAACCACAACACUGGCUACUUGACAACUGAUGAAGGUGCUGAAAGUGUUGUAAAGUUAGCGCUCCUGCCCAACGAUGGUCCUUCUGGCCUCUUCUUUUCUAGGAAUGAAGUGACAACUUUUGAUUGAGAUUAUUCAUUUCUACCGCUUCUCAAAGAUAUAAAUACUAAUAAGUUUGUACUUUUCCUGGAAUUGUUUACUUUUUGUAUUUUGAAUCUCAAUUUGAUAGGCUAUUUGAAAACCAA
Messenger RNA from Quercus lobata, 1325 nucleotides. Its product is annotated as (+)-neomenthol dehydrogenase-like. The record is from RefSeq and is a predicted model, not a curated record. Bases 1 to 1209 code for a protein of 402 amino acids. NCBI's taxonomy places the organism in Eukaryota, Viridiplantae, Streptophyta, Magnoliopsida, Fagales, Fagaceae. The transcript has 5 exons. Gene Ontology annotation, cellular component: membrane.